Messenger RNA from Linum tenue, 3341 nucleotides. Lineage: Eukaryota; Viridiplantae; Streptophyta; Magnoliopsida; Malpighiales; Linaceae. The record is from the annotation of a GenBank genome assembly.
CCCACGCCUUCCUUUCUCUCCGUCUCCGCUCUCUCUAUCUGUAGUUCUGCACAUCAUAUAUUACGUUCUGUCUUUCGUGCUUGUUGUCUCUCUGUCAAUAGUUCUUCUUCUUUCAUCCGCAUGCGGCUUCAGUUACGGAGAGAAAAAAAGGCACAAUCCUAAUCCUCCCUCCCUCUGGUCAAUCAGCUCCGCCGCUCCACUUCUCCGGCCGCCGAGAUCGCCGAUCCCGACACCCAGCCGGCUUCGCGACUUCGUUUUAGAUUUCGGUCAAGCUCUAGUUCGAUUAUCGGGGAACCGGAACGCCGAGCUCCUCUUCUUAUGGAGCGGCUCGUCGGCGGAAAGUACAAGCUAGGUCGGAAGAUCGGCAGCGGAUCUUUUGGUGAAAUAUUUCUCGCUACUCAUGUCGAUACGUUCGAGAUCGUAGCAGUGAAGAUUGUAAGUGCCCUCCCUCUCUCGGCAAUCGUGUUUGCUAAAUUGUGCAUUUUGUGCUGUUGUUCGCAGGAGAAGAGUAAGACGAAGCAUCCACAGUUGCUUUACGAGGCCAAGCUUUAUAAUAUCCUGCAAGGAGGAAGCGGCAUUCCCAGCAUAAAGUGGUCCGGUUUGGACGGGGAGGACAAUGCGCUAGUGCUUGAUUUGCUCGGGCCGAGCCUUGAGGACCUGUUUGUCUACUGUGGGAGGAAGUUCUCGCUGAAGACUGUGUUGAUGUUGGCUGAGCAAAUGAUUACGAGGAUUGAAUAUGUACAUUCGAAAGGUUUUCUGCACAGAGACAUUAAACCUGAUAACUUCCUCAUGGGUCUUGGUCGUAAAGCAAACCAGGUUUAUAUAAUAGAUUUUGGGCUUGCGAAAAGAUAUAGAGAUUCAACAUCAAAUCGCCAUAUUCCUUACAGAGAGAACAAGAACUUGACAGGAACUGCUCGCUAUGCAAGCUGCAACACUCAUCUUGGCAUUGAGCAAAGCCGGCGUGAUGAUUUGGAGUCACUUGGCUAUGUGUUGCUAUAUUUUUUGAGAGGAAGCCUUCCAUGGCAGGGUUUGAAAGCGGCUACGAAGAAGCAGAAAUAUGAUAAAAUAUGUGAAAAGAAAGUAUCUACUCCUAUUGAGGUGCCCGGUUACAUUCUGGUUCUAUGCAAAUCUCAUCCGGUGGAGUUUGUUUCUUACAUGGUUUACUGCCAUUCAGUGACAUUUGAUCAACGGCCUGAUUAUGGAUUCUUGAAGCGCCUAUUUCGCGAUCUAUUUGUACGUGAAGAAUACGAGUUUGAUUAUGUAUUCGAUUGGACCAUUAUAAAGUACCAGCAGGCACAAAAGAAUCAAACUCAACCUCGAUUGCCGCAAGUAACUGGAAGAAGUGACAGCCAUGCAGUUCAAAGAGAGAACGCAAAUCAACAAGGAAGUAGUAAUGCUGCUUAUGCUUCUGAGGUUGUACAAUCUACGGGUCAUGGCAUUCAUAUGCAAUUGAAAUCAUCAACUGGCAAGCAUGUGGUUUCUGAUAAUCAUGCUGACAGGAACGUUGUGAGUGAUGCACAUAUGCCUUCUAGUUCAUUUUCAUUUGCUGGGUCAAGAAGGAAUGCUGCAAAACCUGGCGGCUUGCCAACUGAAGCAACAAGUGGCCAUGGACAUUCUAGCAAGGUUGCUCCAUCUGGCAGCUGGAUCUCAGCAUUGCAGCGCAUUCAUUCUGCCAAAUGAUCUGGAUGCUGUGAUGUUGUCAAAGGAGGUUAUAAUGAUACAUCAGUUGGAGGCUGAAAAAAAGUUGGCGAUCUGGUAUCAUGCUUUCAGCUAUUAUUGUAAUCGAGAUGCGGAUGCUUGCAAUCCAAUGUGCUUUGUUCUUGUUGAAAGUGGAUCGCAGUAUAUGUUCUUUGAGGUUCUUUUGUAGCACGACAUUGUCCACUGAAGUUAAUCACAACUGGGAACCAUGGACAUGAUGUAGUUUCAGAACUACGGAAGAUCUGACAGUUGCGAGCUGAUUGAGUAAGUGGCUGCAAGCUGCCAAGCCAUGACUCGCGGUUGUAAUUGAUAUUCACGGAUGUCGGUGUCACUGCGGCUCCAGAUCUCAGUUGCAGCACUGCAUGCUUCCCCAUUUGCAUGUUCUAUCCAUGUAAGAAAACUGAAACUGGCGCACUCCUUUUUGUUGCUGGUACUAAGAAAGGUGCCAGCAAGAUGGUAUCCCCACUUCUACAGUUAAAAGUUGGUUUCGGGGGAGAAGGCUGAUUUUGAUGCAGUUUUAGCUUUACUUGUACCGAGCUGUUGGCAAUGGACAAGGGACGAUAACUGAGGUUCGGUUGUGGUUGUUACCGUGCAUAUCAUAUCUAGGUAUUAUUGGGUAACAGCUGGGAGAUAGUUUGGUGCAAGGGCAACCUACAGCUUCAUGCUUUUGCCAAAAUUUGUUGGUAAGGAAUCUGGAGAUGGACGAAGCAUAAGGGUUAGACGAACCACUGGGUGCAAGUUUCCGAUUUAUUUCUUGUAUUUGAUGCGGUUGCUGCUACUGGGGAGGGGCUGUUCGUAAGCAAAUUCCAAGGCGGCAGGUGAACUUUCUUCUCCAGUCGCCUUGAGAUCCAGUUUCAGGUUGUGUUUGUAGCUGAAGAGAAAGUUACUUGAACAAGUGUAAAAGGGAGAGAGCUAUAGUGGAUGUAUACAACUGGUUGUGGGUGUCUGGAAAUUGUGUUGGAAAUGGUGCCGUGGAAAGCAAGAAUCCGAGGAAGAAGCUGGUGGUGUGGUAGUUACUUAUAAUGCUUAGUUUUAAGUAAAGGAAAGAUCAUAUGAAAGAUGCAGGAUGCCGAUGGUAAGAUAGCCUAUAAGAUAGCCUAGUUUGUAAAGGGCUGGGUUUUGGGCUUGGGAUGUGACAAGGUCUCAGGUUGGAAUUCCAGUACCGCUUUCCGCUUUCUUGGUGUUCCCGGAGGCACCCUUGGUAUAAGAGACGAAGUCUCCCUGAUGAUGGUAGCACUGCGUCGGGAUAAAGUCAUUGAUGGUUAGUAUGCAUGUAUCCCAGUUUAGUAGGCUCCGUUGUCACUCAUGUGGCAUGUGGGUUGCUGAUGUUCCUGGGUUAUCAAAUAAAAAAAAUAUGAAAGAUGUAGGACCAAUUUCAGUGAAGGUUCAAAAGGGUGGUAGGGUAAUGUGGGGUCUUGGCGUCUUGCCUGCCAUCUGAACGGUUCUUGUUGGAAGGAAAAAUAACGCUUUAUACUACAUAAUGAAUAAAAUAAUUGUUUACAAAUUAACAACACUAUUAUACUUCAGUAUAAAUGAUUAGUAUUAGUCUACCACUUGAUAACAAAAUAUAUUCUACAAGUUGAUGAAUUAGAGUUCACAAAGUUCUUGAAAUAUGGAAUAAAUUUGAGAGAGAAGAUUGAGUU